AUGGGUACAUUCGGAAGCUUCAGAAAGGCUUAUGGGGCGCUCAAAGACUCCACCACGGUUGGCCUUGCAAAGGUCAAUAGCGAAUUCAAGGAUUUGGACGUUGCCAUUGUCAAAGCCACGAGUCAUGUCGAAUGUCCGCCAAAAGAACGCCACGUUAGAAAGAUCUUUUCUGUUACAUCAGUAGUUGUACCACGGGCAGAUGUUGCAUACUGCAUUCACGCGCUGUAUAGGAGAUUAUCGAGGACUAAAAAUUGGAUCGUUGCCAUAAAGACAUUGAUAGUGUUUCAUAGGACAUUAAGGGAAGGUGAUCCUUCCUUUAGAGAAGAGUUACUUAAUUAUUCACACCCGGGACAAGUUUUCCUAGUGUCCAAUUUCAAAGAUGACUCGAGCCCUCUUGCUUGGGAUUGCUCAGCAUGGGUUCGAACGUAUGGAAUGUUUAUUGAGGAACGGCUAGAAUGUUUUAGAGUGUUAAAAUAUGAUAUCGAGUCCGAGCGAUUGACUAAAUAUGGAAUAGAGACGUAUAGUAGAAGACGAGCGAUGAGUGGUGAUGAGCUACUAGAGCAACUUUCUGCAAUGCAACAAUUAUUGUAUCGUCUUAUUGGAUGUCAGCCCGAAGGAGCGGCUUACCGCAACUAUCUUGUGCAAUUUGCAUUGGCUUUAGUUGUGAAAGAAAGCUUCAAGAUCUAUUGUGCUAUCAAUGAUGGGAUCAUACAUCUUGUCGAUAUGUUCUUCGACAUGCCUAAACACGAUGCUAUAAAAGCUUUGAAUAUAUACAAAAAAGCGGGGAAACAGGCCGAAUACCUUGCUGAGCUCUAUGACUUUUGCCGACACUUAGAUAUUGCAAGGAAUUUUCAGUUUCCAACAUUGAAACAGCCACCACCUUCGUUUCUUACGACAAUGGAGGAAUAUAUAAGGGAAGCUCCUUCAAUAGGUUUGCUUUCGAUUGAGAGACUGGAAUACGAGGAUACCGAAGAAGAGGAGGAACGAACUGAAGAAACUGACUCUCAAGAAAACGAGAAUAACGAUGAACAAGUUGAAGAAAAAGAAGCAUUGCUAGUUGAUGAUUUACUAGGAUUGCAUGAAAUUAACCCAAAUGCUAAGGAAUUAGAGGAAAGCAAUGCAAUGGCCCUUGCCAUUGUUGAAAAUGGACAUGAUCAUCAAUCCUCGUCCAUGGACUGGAGUGAGAUCCAAAAGGCACCAGGAUGGGAGCUUGCACUAGUCGACUGUAACAUCAACAUUAGUGUCAACACUUCACAGGCUAGAUUGGGUGGCGGAAUCGACAAGUUCUUACUAGACAGUUUAUAUGAGGAUAAUGCUGCCAGAAAACAAAUACAACUCCAAAAUGCUGGAUAUAACACAAGCUACGGAUACAAUAUGCAAUAUAAUCCUUUUGAUCAAAAACCAUUAGCACAAGAUCCAUUCAUGAUGAUGAACCAACAACAACAACCAUAUAGUAACCAAUAUCUGCAAUUGUAUCAACAACCACAACUCUAUCCACAAUCACAACCAUAUCAGCAACAGAAUAUGUUAGUACCAUACAAUAACGGGCAUGCUAGGAGUACUUCAAAUCCAUUUGGAGACCUUUAUGAGUAUCCUCAAAGUAUUACACCGUCACAUGGGAAUCAUGGGUUACUCUAG
Molecule: messenger RNA, 1638 nt
Organism: Lactuca virosa
Lineage: Eukaryota; Viridiplantae; Streptophyta; Magnoliopsida; Asterales; Asteraceae
Source: the annotation of a GenBank genome assembly